CCCACGCCUUGGUCUCCGGGGAUGGCUCAGGGGUGGGGUGGCCAGUGAGUGGUCUCCUCCUCCGGCGGGCGCUGCGGCGGCCUCCCGAGAGUGGCGCGGGACUGCCGGGCGGGCGUGGAGCUGUCUGCACGGACUAAGAUUCCAGAUGGCAAAUUCUAUGAAUGGCAGAAAUCCUGGUGGUCGAGGAGGAAACCCCCGUAAAGGUCGAAUUUUGGGGAUUAUUGAUGCUAUUCAGGAUGCAGUUGGCCCCCCAAAGCAAGCUGCAGCUGACCGCAGGACUGUGGAGAAGACUUGGAAACUCAUGGACAAAGUGGUAAGAUUGUGCCAAAAUCCCAAACUUCAGUUGAAAAACAGCCCACCAUAUAUACUUGAUAUUUUACCUGAUACGUAUCAGCACUUGCGACUUAUAUUGAGUAAAUAUGACGACAACCAGAAGCUGGCUCAGCUCAGCGAGAAUGAGUACUUUAAAAUCUACAUCGAUAGUCUCAUGAAGAAGUCAAAGCGAGCCAUCCGGCUCUUUAAAGAAGGCAAGGAGAGGAUGUACGAAGAGCAGUCACAGGACAGACGGAAUCUCACAAAACUGUCCCUUAUCUUCAGUCACAUGCUGGCAGAAAUCAAGGCAAUCUUUCCCAAUGGCCAAUUCCAGGGAGAUAACUUCCGGAUCACCAAAGCAGAUGCUGCUGAAUUCUGGAGGAAGUUUUUUGGAGACAAAACUAUUGUACCAUGGAAAGUCUUCAGACAGUGCCUGCAUGAGGUCCAUCAGAUCAGCUCUGGCCUAGAAGCAAUGGCUCUGAAGUCAACCAUUGACUUAACUUGUAAUGAUUACAUCUCAGUGUUUGAAUUUGAUAUUUUUACCAGGCUAUUUCAGCCCUGGGGCUCUAUUCUACGGAAUUGGAACUUCUUAGCUGUGACACACCCAGGGUACAUGGCAUUUCUCACAUAUGAUGAAGUUAAAGCCCGGCUACAAAAAUACAGCACCAAGCCUGGAAGCUACAUUUUCCGGUUAAGCUGCACUCGGCUGGGACAAUGGGCCAUUGGCUAUGUGACUGGGGAUGGCAAUAUCCUACAGACCAUACCUCACAACAAGCCCCUGUUCCAAGCCCUGAUUGAUGGUAGCAGGGAAGGCUUUUAUCUUUAUCCUGAUGGGCGAAGCUAUAACCCUGAUUUAACCGGAUUAUGUGAACCUACACCUCAUGAUCAUAUAAAAGUUACACAGGAACAAUAUGAACUGUAUUGUGAAAUGGGCUCCACUUUUCAGCUCUGCAAGAUCUGUGCAGAGAAUGACAAAGAUGUCAAGAUUGAGCCUUGCGGGCAUCUGAUGUGCACUUCGUGCCUUACUGCGUGGCAGGAGUCUGAUGGCCAAGGCUGCCCCUUCUGUCGCUGUGAGAUAAAAGGAACUGAGCCCAUCAUCGUGGACCCCUUCGACCCCAGAGACGAGGGCUCCAGGUGCUGCAGCAUCAUCGACCCUUUCAGCAUCCCCAUGCUUGACUUGGAUGAUGACGAUGAUCGAGAGGAGUCUCUGAUGAUGAACAGGCUGGCGAGUGUUCGAAAGUGCACAGACAGGCAGAACUCACCAGUCACAUCGCCAGGAUCCUCACCCCUUGCCCAGAGAAGAAAGCCUCAGCCAGACCCUCUCCAGAUCCCCCACCUCAGCCUGCCACCAGUGCCUCCCCGUUUGGAUCUCAUCCAGAAAGGCAUUGUGCGCUCUCCCUGUGGCAGCCCCACAGGCUCCCCAAAGUCUUCUCCAUGCAUGGUUAGAAAACAAGACAAACCACUCCCAGCACCCCCUCCUCCCUUGAGAGAUCCUCCCCCUCCGCCAGAGAGGCCUCCCCCAAUCCCACCUGACAAUAGACUGAGCAGACACUUCCACCAUGGCGAGAGUGUGCCUUCCAGGGACCAGCAAAUGCCUCUUGAAGCAUGGUGCCCUCGGGAUGCCUUCGGGACUAAUCAGGUGAUGGGAUGUCGCAUCCUAGGGGAUGGCUCUCCAAAGCCUGGCAUCACCGCAAACUCCAAUUUAAAUGGACGGCACAGUAGAAUGGGAUCUGACCAGGUUCUUAUGAGGAAACACAGACGCCACGAUUUGCCUUCAGAAGGAGCCAAGGUCUUUUCCAAUGGACACCUUGCCACUGAAGAAUAUGAUGUUCCUCCUCGGCUUUCCCCUCCUCCUCCAGUCACUACCCUUCUCCCUAGCAUAAAGUGUACUGGUCCAUUAGCAAAUUGCCUCUCUGAGAAACCAAGAGACACAGUAGAAGAAGACGACGAUGAAUACAAGAUUCCUUCAUCCCAUCCUGUUUCCCUGAAUUCACAACCAUCUCAUUGUCAUAAUGUCAAACCUCCUGUUCGGUCUUGUGAUAAUGGUCACUGUAUAUUGAAUGGAACUCAUGGUACGCCUUCAGAGAUGAAGAAAUCAAACAUCCCAGAUUUAGGCAUCUAUUUGAAGGGUGAAGAUGCUUUUGAUGCCCUCCCCCCAUCCCUCCCCCCUCCUCCACCUCCUGCAAGACAUAGUCUCAUCGAACAUUCGAAACCUCCAGGCUCCAGUAGCCGGCCUUCCUCAGGGCAGGACCUUUUCCUUCUUCCUUCAGAUCCCUUUUUUGACCCAACAAGUGGCCAAGUUCCAUUGCCUCCUGCCAGGAGAGCACCGGGAGACAGCGUCAAAGCCAACAGAGCUUCCCAGGACUAUGACCAGCUGCCUUCAUCUUCUGAUGGUUCGCAAGCACCAGCCAGACCCCCCAAACCACGACCCCGAAGGACUGCACCAGAAAUUCAUCACAGAAAGCCCCAUGGGCCCGAGGCGGCGUUGGAAAAUGUCGAUGCAAAAAUUGCAAAACUCAUGGGAGAGGGGUAUGCCUUUGAAGAGGUGAAGAGAGCCUUAGAGAUUGCCCAGAAUAACGUGGAAGUGGCCAGGAGCAUACUUCGAGAAUUUGCCUUCCCUCCUCCCGUCUCCCCACGUCUGAAUCUAUAGCAGCCAGAACUGCAAGCACCAAAGGGUAAAACAGUUAACAAAUAUUCCAGGAGUGUGGAACAGAAGGACUGAGAGAGGAAUGCAGAAGCCACAGUGUCUUUCCGUGGCAUCUCCAGAAGGCAACCUGGAGUCCAGAUUCUCUGGUACCAUAGCCCUCUGAGGAUGCCCACGCUACAGCUUCUGUGUUUGUGCUAGCCAUACUUUGAAAUCAGGGUUGAACUGAUAAAAUAAUUUAAAGACGUUUACUCCCCCUUGAACUUUGAAUCUGUGAAAUGCUUUUCCUUGUUUACACAUUGACAGAAUUGCAGUUUGUCUCUGUUUUUGAUUCCUGUACUGUGUUCCUGACAGGCCCUGUUCAGUCAGUCAGGUCUGCUGUAAGUUUUUCCAUGCCCGCCCUGCUGCCCACAUCGGCGGCUAAACCAUCUCAUUGUGUUGCUGUCUAUCCGGGCCCCACCUCAUGUCCCGAGGUCCAGUUCCAUUUCUCCCAAUCACACGGCACACUAGUCUGAAGGUCCUGAUUGUCCAGUGUUUCAAACUAAUGCAGACAGAAAAAGAAAAACGUGUGUGGUCUUGUCUUCACUACUGAGUCUUUUCUUUGCGAACCAUCACUGUUGAGAGGUGGGGGAAAACCUGAAUGUAUAAAGCAUUUAUUUGUCAAUAAACUGCCUUUUGUAAGGGGUUUUUAUAUACUAUAAAAUAACUUCUCUUGUUAGUUUAAGUUCUGUGACCUUUAGGUUUCUGAACUCUCCCUCUCGUCCACCCAAGGAGUGUCGUGUCGCUGUAAGAGUGGCUGCUGCAGAUGCAGGAGAAACAGGCUUGAUGAGACAGUGCUUGUACUACAGUGCCAUAAUGAGAUCCCCUGAUAUUUAUGCCUGCAUCACUUUUAGGAGAGAUGGAAAAGGGGGCCACCACCCCGAAAUAUGUUAGUAUGCCUUUAGAUAAGGUCAUGGACAUACAAAUUUUUCCCAAGCGGAAUAGAGUCUGUUUUCUAUUUUAUGAUGUCACCCUGGCUCCUCACAGUGUGGGAGCCCCCUAAGGCACUGAUGACUGUUAUGUAUCACUGCUACUGCGGGCCUUGUUACUUGCAAAACUCUUAGUACCCUUUCUCCAGUCAUGUAGGAUCUCUGUUUACUCUGUGGGUUUUGUCACUGACUGCUCUGCGUUGCCCCAUCCAGUAAGAUGAAAUGGUGGUACUACAGAUGCAUACUGACCAUCUGUAAUGUGCUUUGCACUCUUCUUGGCUUUGAAAGCACAAAAACUCUCACACGUGGACUCCACCAUAUUUUUUGUGUAGACGCAUUUGGUGGUAAAUGUCUUCAGUCUGAUGGGUGAUGAAGCUUCAAAGAUUGAUGCGAGGACUUUAGACCGCUGUGGCAAUUUCAGGUUUUUUUGUUUUGUUUUGUUUUGGAUUGGUUGGUUGGUUGGUUGGUUGGGUUUUUUUUGCAUCCCUAAUAGUGGGGGAGAAAAGAAUAAAAACUAUCUCUGUGCAAAAAUGCUUGAACCACAUUUUCAUAGUUUCUAAAGGUGGAUUUAGUUGUAGGUUUCUAUGGAUGUUUCUUACCACUCCUUACUCCACACUCAGUUUCACAUACAGAGAUGCCUCAGAUAAUCACUCAUCCUGACAAAGGACAAGAUAGUACAUCAGACAGAUUUGAUGGAGCUGCCAUUGUACAAGACUCAUGGACAAAGCUAUGUUUAUCCAGGAAGGGGAUCCAGCACAUUCUUUUGCAGUCUGGCUUUCAUGGAAUGAGACAAGAUUUGAGGACUUAGAGUCCUUGCAUAUUUUAGGUUUGUUCGGAUGGUCCUAUGUUGUUUCUGCUACCAGAGGGGUAUUUUUUUUAAUGUUUUUAGAUUCUAUACCUGGGAGGAGGUAUGAAUGCAAGUUGUUUUUAUACUUUUUACAAUUGGCUGUUGUUUUAUUAUCUGCUCUUAAUUUUUUUUUACUUGUUUUAUAAGUUUUGAUACAGUGCUAUGUAUUUGGGGCUUCACGUAAAUUGCCAACAAUCGGCAUAGCCUAAAACCCAGAGUUGGCCCUUCGUUGUCCUAACACUGUUAAAACAUCCUUAAAAGAUGAGUAGGUUUACAACAGGAACACUGGGACCCACAGCACACUGUCCUCCACUCUCAGAUGAUACAAGAGAUUUUCAUCAAGAAUUUAAAAGCAAAAGAUGUGCUGACACAUUUUAUUGGGACCUGAGGUUUAGGGGGCAGAGUGAAGUGUAAAUAAUUUUCUGGAUUGUACCAAGAUCUCUGCUGCAUCCACUCAGUAGCUACUUGCUGGUUUUCUCAUCAAGAAAAGUGAAUCUUAUGAGUCAUACGUAAGACAAAACAAACAGAAAAUGUGAAAUCCUGUGAGGGCAGAAAUUGUUUGAAAAAAUAGUUCAAUUUUUUUUUUUUUUUUUUUUUUUUUUGUUAAGAGGACUACUGGUCAAUACCUUGACAUGUUCCACUUUGUUCCCUCUGACCCAGAUGUGCCUCCCAGUGCUCAAGCCUAGAUAAUAGAGUUACCCUUAUUUAAUAUAAUCUACAGAAUUAAAACAAACCAUGGCUAAUUGUAACUGUUAUGGGAUCAAUCUUCAUUGUAUUCCCAGAAUCCAGGGGGUUUUUGUUUUUUAUUUUUCCUUUCCUUUUAUCCUCCCUACCCCACCACUGACUUCUUGGUAUCUGAUACAUCACAGCCAAUUUUUUUCUGCUCAAAUCCGGCAUUUUGAUGCUUAACAUAUCUUGCUUCCACAAUUACAGUUGUUAGCCCUUUCCCAUGUUCCCCCUGCCCACACUACAACAGAGCCCUAGCUGCAGCCUCCAGGGGUCUGUUGGCUAACUCAGUAUUUCACACACCCAGGACACAUGCAGAGUUCUUCAGAAUGUGAACUUCCUAAUUAUUCAGUUCCAGAAGCAUUUCCUGCAGUUUGAACGUGACUUUGCCUCUUGGAUUUUCAACUUGAAGCUUUAGUUUGCACUGAAUUAUCUCAUCUGGUUUUAAAAUGUCUCAAAUGGACUGAUUUGGAAGCAAAAUGUGGUAUCUUUUAAAUAUUGAUGCAGGUACUUUCUGUAAACCUGAAACGUUAGAGAUUUGAGGAAGACUUUCCGGAAAAAGACAGCAACAGAAAGAAAGUUUUCUUCUCGGUUCCUAUUUUUAUUGUUUAGAAAUGCAGUUUUUAAGACUUGUCUAACAUGGCAAAAUAGCUAUGUAUUCAAUUAAUUUAUAUUUUAUUCAUUCUUUUUCAAUUCUGAUAUGUAACCUCAAGUACUUUAUCUGUUCUUUUAAGGUAUUUUAUAAAAUGAAUGUUAACAAA
Messenger RNA from Arvicanthis niloticus (Nile rat), 6258 nucleotides. It is a transcript of the gene Cblb, whose product is annotated as Cbl proto-oncogene B. Lineage: Eukaryota; Metazoa; Chordata; Mammalia; Rodentia; Muridae. Gene Ontology annotation, biological process: negative regulation of epidermal growth factor-activated receptor activity; cell surface receptor signaling pathway. Gene Ontology annotation, cellular component: membrane raft; plasma membrane. The record is from RefSeq and is a predicted model, not a curated record. Gene Ontology annotation, molecular function: receptor tyrosine kinase binding; phosphotyrosine residue binding; SH3 domain binding.